CCUAAAACCGGCAAGAAGUUGUGCUUCGUCUUCUCCUUGACAUUGCUUGCUCUCAUUCAUAUAUUCAUAAUUGUUCGUCCAGCCUUAGUACUGUAUAUCUUUACUGUGCUUUUUGUGCUACUAUUAGCAAUUAGGAUACAGAAAUACAUAAGAAAGAAAUACUGUCUUUUUCUGCUAGGCAUUUGCUAUAUUGUCAACUUAAUUUCACUAAUUUUUGUCUGGUACUCAAUGUAUAUGCUAAACAGGUUUUUGCCACAGUCCCAUGUUCUUCAACUAAUUCAAUUUGGCUUGGCAAACGGCCCAGUGAUUGUUGGCGGGAUAUUGUAUCGCAACGCUUUUGUUCUCCACAGUGUUGAAAAGAUGACGUCCGUAUUUAUACAUGCCCUUCCUUCACUUUUCUCAUUCUGGUAA
Molecule: messenger RNA, 411 nt
Organism: Protopolystoma xenopodis
Lineage: Eukaryota; Metazoa; Platyhelminthes; Monogenea; Polystomatidea; Polystomatidae
Source: the annotation of a GenBank genome assembly